UCCACAUUCACUGCUAAAUCAACAUCACAUCUCCAUGUUUUUACUUUUCUUGCUGUCCUAGGUGACUGUUCAGCAGCCUGUGGAACUGAUGGAGUACACUGUCUGACAUGUAGAGUUGUGUGUACGGAAGUGGUCAGCAGGUUGGAGGUUGGAGGUCAGAGGUCAGAGGGUAAAGGCUAUCCCUCUCUCCACUGAGAAUACACACAGCCAUCUUGGAUCUAACGUAGAGAAGGAAAUUGAUGCGGUGACAAAAGGCAUGUUUGGUGCUAGAAAGAAAUUUGUAGAGUUCGUCGAGGUAGUCGACAACGACUUCACUGAUGACAGCAUGUACUACAGCCAGCCGUCGAUGUUCCCACAUCGGUCGGACAAAGAUUCCUCAAAUGUUUUCCUUCAGAUGCUGUCCUCUCCCUCGCCGUCGUCGUCGGGUCAGCUCUCGCAGCUUGGUGCAAGUUUGUACGGUCCACAAAGUGCACUCGGCUUCUCGGUAAGAGGCAUGGGGAACAGUACGCCUCAGUUAAAUCGAAAUCUAACGCAAGGCACACAGCUACCAAGUCAUAUCACCCCUACGACGGGGGUCCCCACCAUGUCCCUCCAUACCCCUCCAUCACCAAGCAGGGGGACAUUGCCAAUGAAUACAAGAAACAUGCUGAACCACUCUCAGGUCGGUCAAGGCAUCGGGAUGAGCGGCAGGACCAAUAGUAUGGGCAGCUCGGGGCUGGGCAGCCCCAACCGCAGCUCGCCCAGUAUCAUCUGUAUGCCCAAACAGCAGCCAGCACGCCAGCCCUUCACCAUAAACAGCAUGUCAGGGUUUGGUAUGAACCGCAAUCAGGCUUUUGGGAUGAACAACUCAUUAUCAAGCAACAUCUUCAAUGGCACAGAUGGGAGUGAAAAUGUAACGGGACUGGAUCUGUCAGACUUCCCUGCGUUAGCAGACAGAAGUCGGAGAGAAGGGACUGGAAACCCAACACCGGUGCUCAACCCACUGGCUGGACGGGCUCCUUAUGUUGGCAUGGUGACGAAGCCAUCAACUGAACAGACACAGGAUUUCUCCAUCCACAACGAGGACUUCCCUGCACUGCCCGGCCCAAACUAUAAGGACCCCACGUUGAACAACGAUGACAGCAAAACUAACUUGAACUCCACAAGCAAGAGCACAUCCAAUGCAGAUGGGCCCAAGUUCCCCGGAGACAAGACGACCUCAGCACAGAACAACAACCAGAAGAAAGGGAUCCAGGUGUUGCCCGAUGGUCGGGUGACGAACAUUCCAUUGGGAAUGGUGACAGACCAAUUUGGCAUGAUUGGCCUGCUGACGUUUAUCCGGGCGGCAGAGACUGAUCCGGGGAUGGUCCAUCUGGCGCUAGGAAGUGACCUCACGACACUGGGACUCAACUUAAACUCACCAGAAAACUUGUACCCCAAGUUCGCCUCUCCUUGGGCCUCGUCGCCAUGUCGACCUCAAGACAUCGACUUCCACGUUCCGUCUGAAUACUUAACCAACAUCCACAUAAGGGACAAGCUGGCUGCAAUUAAACUGGCGCGAUACGGUGAAGACCUGUUGUUCUACCUGUACUACAUGAACGGAGGAGAUCUGCUACAGCUCCUGGCAGCAGUAGAGCUCUUCAACCGGGACUGGAGGUACCACAAAGAGGAGCGGGUUUGGAUAACAAGGGCGCCGGGCAUGGAGCCUACACUGAAGACCAACACCUACGAGAGGGGAACCUACUACUUUUUCGAUUGUCUUAACUGGAGGAAAGUAGCCAAGGAAUUUCAUCUGGAGUACGACAAGCUGGAAGAGAGGCCUCACGUGCCAACAACAUUCAACUACAACCCAGCCCAGCAGGCCUUCUAAGGCCCGACCAGUCCAAAGGGCCGCAGCGGUUCCUGCACACGACACCGUUGUCCAGGAGGGGCGCCGCGGUUCACACAGCUCGGUUUUUAUUCCUCCAGGAUUUGGCUAACUGACUGCGGGGGUGUCGUCGCCACCAUCAAAACUGCCCUGCCUUUCCAAAAUUACAUGCUGCCCAAAACACCAACACUUGUUCUGUUUUUAUUCUUUAUGUUCCUCCUGUUUUUUUUUUUUGUCUUGUUUUGAGCAGGGUCUGUGUUAUGUUUACGUCUCUGAAUCUGAAGCCUGUUUUCUUUUAGAGAGGAGGACUGACGUUGUGGCGCAGGACAGUGACAGAACAAGGUUUACGCCUCGCCGAGUGUUAAGAACAGAAAAAAAGGCGAGGAAAGUUAACAUCCUCAGACGAAAAUGAAAGGGUGAAAGAAAUGCAAUGUUUAUUGUUGCACUAUAUUUAGUAAUAAAAGAACACAAAAUUUGUUUGUGAUUUUUUUAUCUGAACACUCCCUGAUGUUUUUUUUCCUUUUCCGUAUUUUGUUUCGGGGAGGGGAGUGGGGGGGGUUCAUGUAACUUUCCCACAUGCAUCCCUUUUCUUCUCAUCCUUUUUUUCCUGCUUUCCAUUUCCAUUGAUUCCAACCUCUGAAUUUGCACCACCAAACUGUUUCCUGUCUCAUACUCCGUUUGUCCCUCUGUCCGUCUCUCUCUGGGAGUUCUGUGCCAGUUCAACAUGGACACAAAUCUGGGAGACUACUUUGGUUUCCACAAAUGUGGACAAAUCCUCGCAGAGGCUAAACGGCUACACGACUUUGCUCCAGAGCAAACAAAACACGUUCCAGUCUUUGUUACAAUUUUGUAAGAAAUGUGUAAAUUUUUUGUUUCUUUGCAUCACAUAAAUUAGUAUAUGUAUGUACGAAUGUGUAUAUAUGAUUGCUAUAUAUAUAUAUAUAUAUAUAUAUGUAUAUAUAUAUAUAUGACAUCUAUUUUGGAAGAAAUUUUGCCCUGCCUUUUACCUCGUUUUUAUGAGGUGAGCAUGGAUGCAAUAUGUGGACGCAACAGGACAUUUCUGGAUCUGCUGGACAGGGUGUCACAUGGCACUGCGGGCACUUACAUCAAAAUAAUACAAAAUUAAAAUGUCAUCUAAGGAAAGGCCUGAUUUUCAGCCACAAAC
This is a messenger RNA of Sebastes umbrosus (honeycomb rockfish), 3011 nucleotides long. It is a transcript of the gene cnot2, whose product is annotated as CCR4-NOT transcription complex, subunit 2. The transcript is spliced from 15 exons. Lineage: Eukaryota; Metazoa; Chordata; Actinopteri; Perciformes; Sebastidae. The record is from RefSeq and is a predicted model, not a curated record. Bases 257 to 1849 code for a protein of 530 amino acids. Gene Ontology annotation, cellular component: CCR4-NOT core complex; P-body. Gene Ontology annotation, biological process: nuclear-transcribed mRNA poly(A) tail shortening; regulation of stem cell population maintenance; regulation of DNA-templated transcription.